UCUGGCGAGAAUUCUAUUUGGAGACGCACGUGAACGCACCUGCGGAAUUAGAUGAGCUCGUGCUGCUGUGCGCGAGCAUUACCUGGCCGGGGGUGUGGACUGAAGUUUCUGCAGUCGGUGAAGCUUCAUGUGGUCGCCGGGUAAGUGUCCGCGAUGGAAGCGUCACGCGUGAAGCUCGAACGCGCGAGGUUUCCGUGAAGACCGUGUCCACGUUCGAGCCUCCAGGUCUCCACACUCUCUCUGCGUUAAAUGGAGCUGGAGGACCAGUGGUGGAGAGGACAACUCGCUGCAGACAUUUACCAGGCACUGCGAUACAAAGAACUCAAGCUGCCUUCCUUCAAAGGUCAAUCCCCUCAGCUCAACCUCAGGCGAUACUUUGCUGACCUCAUCGCUGUCAUCAGCAACCAUUUGCAGCUCUGCCCCCCAGCCAGACACCUGGCCGUCUACCUGCUGGACCUUUUCAUGGACCGCUAUGACGUCACUGUGCAGCAGCUUCACAUGGUUUCACUGGCGUGUCUUCUGUUGGCUAGUAAAUUUGAGGAAAGGGAGGACCGGGUGCCAAAGCUGGAGACCCUGAACGGCCUGGGCUGCAUGAGCUCCAUGAACCUGGUCCUGACCAAGCAGGGUUUGCUGCACAUGGAGCUGCUUCUCCUGGAAACCUUCCAAUGGAACUUGUAUCUGCCCACAGCGGCUCAUUAUAUAGAAUACUUUCUUUCUGCUGCCGUUCACGAGGGGGAUCUGCACGACGGCUGGCCAAUGACCAGCGUGGAGAAGACCAAAGUUUACAUGCUCAAGUAUGCUGAUUACUUUCUGGAGGUUUCCUUGCAAGAUCAUGUGUUUUUGUGUUUUGCACCCUCACUGGUGGCUGCAGCUUGUGUGGCUGCUUCACGUCUUACCCUCCACCUGUCCCCUACAUGGCCGCCUCGACUGCAUCGCCUCUCAGGCUACACGUGGGAGAACCUUGUCCCCUGUGCAGAGAAAUUACUCAUUGCACACGACAGUGAUGUGAAAGAGGAUCACAAGCAAAAGUGCCGGCAGCCUGUUCAGCAGCAGCAGCAGCAGCAGCAGCAGCAGGACCAGUCCAUGUACCACAGUUCAGGCCAGUCGGCCUCUGUGGCGCAGUACCUGCACCUGUCCGGGGUACAGUAUCCCCAGCAGACCCUGCAGUCAGGCCUGCCGUCUAGUCACUACCUCAGUCAAUCCGUCGCCAGUCUGCAGCCACUUCCUGGUUCACAGCACCCCACCAGCCAAGCCCCCGCCACCUCACUGGAUCCAAAACCUAACCGGUCUCACCAAGUCAGCAUGCAGUACUCGUCUGCCGCUUCAUGCUUUGACAGAUGAUGGAUGGUUCCCAGCUUGUUCUGGUGAAAGACGUGGUGUUUUGUUUUAUUUUGAAAUGGGCAAGAACACAAAAAUCCGAAUGCUUUUAAUUUGGAAAGACUUGUGUAAAGCACACAUGCUCUUUAGGUGCUCUCAGUGUGAGGUAUGUUCUUUGUGCUGUUGCUGUCAGAGCAGAUCCCAGAGGAGGACUUUUUUUUUUUUUUUUUUCCGGAUGUCAGAGUAAAAUGUUGUUUAGAGGCGCCGUUCCUGUUGCUGCCUAAUUUAACUUCAGAACCAAAGUAUUCGUUUAUGUCAGAAUAUAUCAGAAGUUUGUGCACUGUGGUGCUUUGACUUGUGACACUUUCCAUGCUAAGUUAAGAAGGACAGUAGCCAGUCGACUGGUUAUGGUUAAGUAGUGUUAAUGGCUGUUGAGGAUUUGUGUUUCGAUUUGUGUGUGUUUUUUUGUGUUUAUUUCUUUUUUAUUCUUGUUUGGACGCAUGAUGAGCAGAACUAAUGGAGAUGUGGCUUUCUCUGCUUGAUGUACUGAACUGUAAGAAGAAUUGGUCACAGAGAACUGCAUUCAAUGCUGUUUAUGACUGUUUUAAGUAAAAUACAGGCCUGUGUUUGCAAAACUGUGAUUGACGUUUCAUGAUGAUGAUGCCAGACACAUGGAGUAUAAAAGAAAAUGUUGAACACGA
This is a messenger RNA of Oryzias latipes (Japanese medaka), 2018 nucleotides long. The record is from RefSeq and is a predicted model, not a curated record. NCBI's taxonomy places the organism in Eukaryota, Metazoa, Chordata, Actinopteri, Beloniformes, Adrianichthyidae.